Penicillium odoratum is the source of this 942-nucleotide messenger RNA. RefSeq names its product class I SAM-dependent methyltransferase. Gene Ontology annotation, biological process: ubiquinone biosynthetic process. The transcript has 2 exons. NCBI's taxonomy places the organism in Eukaryota, Fungi, Ascomycota, Eurotiomycetes, Eurotiales, Aspergillaceae. Gene Ontology annotation, molecular function: methyltransferase activity. The coding region runs from base 1 to 942 and encodes 313 amino acids. The record is from RefSeq and is a predicted model, not a curated record.
AUGGCGUCAACUCGCUCUGCCUGGCGUACUCUGCACUAUAGCGCAAAGCGCCGUGCCUUCCAGCCCACAACCCCCUACCGCUGCUUCUCCUGCACCCACGCCGCCCAAGACCCAAAGCAGGGCCCAGAGCGCAUGACACACUUCGGCUUCACCAAUGUGCCCGAAUCAGACAAGGAGUCGCGAGUCGGCGCAGUCUUCAGCUCCGUAGCCUCUUCCUACGACACAAUGAACGACCUGAUGUCCCUAGGAAUCCACCGCCUCUGGAAAGAUCACUUUGUCCGCUCUCUAAACCCCGGAUCCCCCCUCAGCGCCCGCAUCAACAACCCUAACCAAAAAGGCUGGAACAUUCUCGACAUUGCCGGCGGGACCGGUGAUAUCGCGUUCCGCAUGCUCGACCACGCUACGAACAUUAACCACGAUGUCGAGACCCGCGUGACAAUCAGCGAUAUCAAUGCUGAUAUGCUCGCUGAGGGCCGCAAGCGUUCUAUCCAGACACCGUACUACAAUACUCCCCGGUUGUCAUUUGUUGAGGCGAACGCCCAGUCCAUGCCUCAUAUCCCAUCUGGGUCGAUCGACUUGUACACCGUUGUGUUUGGUAUCCGCAAUUUCACGGAUAAACAGGCUGCGCUCGAUGAGGCGUUCCGGGUGUUGAAGCCUGGUGGUGUGUUUGCUUGCAUGGAGUUUAGCAAGGUUGAUAACCCCGUGUUUGACGCGGUUUACAAGAGGUGGAAUUUCAGUGCUAUUCCUCUUAUUGGACAGCUUGUUGCUGGGGAUCGGGAUAGCUAUCAAUAUCUUGUUGAGAGUAUUGAGAAGUUCCCUAGCCAGGAGGAGUUCCGGGGAAUGAUUCAGAAGGCUGGAUUUAUGAUCCCUGGUCGUGGGUAUGAGAACCUGACUGGUGGUAUUGCGGCUAUUCACAAGGGUAUUAAGCCUCUUAAGGCUUGA